Molecule: messenger RNA, 3705 nt
Organism: Scomber scombrus (Atlantic mackerel)
Lineage: Eukaryota; Metazoa; Chordata; Actinopteri; Scombriformes; Scombridae
Product: toll-like receptor 5
Exons: 4
Coding region: 11-2668 (885 amino acids)
Biological process (GO): immune response; toll-like receptor signaling pathway; inflammatory response
Cellular component (GO): membrane
Molecular function (GO): transmembrane signaling receptor activity; protein binding
Source: RefSeq, a predicted model, not a curated record
CAAGGACAAUAUGAGGAUGCUGGCUCUUCAGUUGGUUUUCAUUGCAGUGUACAUACAGGUACGUACAUGCUACCCAUCAUGUACUCUGCACAACCUUGUGGCUUAUUGCAUGGAACGGCACCUUUAUGCAGUUCCUGCUCUGCCUCCCAACAUCACCCACAUCUACCUGGAGCUCAACCACAUCAGUGAGAUCAACAGCACCUCGCUCCGAGACUUUCAGCAUUUGAGACAGUUAGAUCUUGGAAACCAGCGUGUGCAACUCAUAAUAAGGAACAAUGCUUUCCUCAGGCAGACAAAUUUGACUCGGUUGGUGCUAAGCAAUAAUAAUCACCUUCAGCUAGAGCCAAGGGCGUUUGCAGGACUGGCCAAAUUGCAAUAUCUCGAUUUGGGUUAUUGCAAUUUGGACAACUCCAUACUGGCAGAAAACUAUCUGCAGCAACUUGAGGCCUUAGAAACACUUGACCUCUUUGGUAACAAAAUAGUGAGACUCCAACCUGGACUGUUCUUUUCAAAUCUCACAAAGUUCACACAGCUAAACCUCAAAUUGAAUCAGAUUGACAGACUAUGUGAACAAGAUCUUGCUGGUUUUAGGGGGAAGAACUUCACACUCCUGAACUUGGAAUCCAACCACUUAGACCGCAUGUUUCGAGGAAAACUUGACUGGAAAAAAUGCGGAAACCCUUUUAGAGGGAUGGCCUUUAAUAUCCUUGACUUAUCUCGCAAUGGGUUCAGCUUGAGCGGAUCAAGACAGUUUUUCAAAGCAAUUGAGGGGACUCAGAUUCAUCAUCUUAUAUAUUCUGGACACAUGGGUAAAGGCUUUUCACAUGACAACUUGCGCGAUCCAGACAAAAGCACAUUUGAAGGCCUCGUGAACAGUGCAGUUGAAACGUUAGAUCUGUCUAAAAGCCGUAUAUUCGCUCUGCAGAUGGCUGUCUUCAGUCCUCUGAAGAAUGCGAAAAUAAUUGAUAUUUCCCAAAACGAAAUCAAUCAGAUUAAAAGAAAUGCCUUUGACGGUCUUCAGGUACAUUUAAGAAUGCUCAACCUGUCAUACAACCUUCUCGGAGAAAUACGCUCUAACACAUUCACCAAUCUGACAGACCUUAGGGUGUUGGAUUUGUCUUACAACCACAUUGGUGUUUUGGGAUAUAAGGCAUUCAGUGGUCUUCCCGAUUUACAAGCCUUAAAUCUGACAGGAAAUUCACUGCGAGACCUGGGUUUCCCUGUGUCAUUACCAAAAUUACAUUUUCUACUUUUGGGUAACAAUAAUUUGAAGUCACUGAGCAGUAUUGUUAAUUUGGGCAUGAACAGUACUUAUGUGAAUGUUGAAGAAAACAGAUUAACAAACUUGGAGGAUGUUUAUGUCAUUUUAACUAAUUUCAAGCAUCUCCAAAGUCUUUUCUAUGGUGGCAACCCCAUCGAGUGGUGCAGUCUGGACAUUACAGUACCUCUCAAUAACAGCUUGCAAAUUCUGGAUCUUCAUGAUAUUUCCCUGCACACAAUUUGGACGCAAGGGAAGUGCCUUGAUCUGUUUGAUCAUCUAGAGAAUCUCCUCGGUCUGAAUUUAAGCCUCAACUCACUUGCGGCUCUCCCUGAAGGGAUUUUCAGAGGCCUCAGCUCGAUCAUAGAGCUUAACCUCUCGUCUAAUGCCUUGACCUAUCUGCAGCAGGAUGUCUUUCCUGUCAGCCUUAAAAGACUUGACCUGUCAAAAAACUUCUUGGCAUUUCCAGACCCUACAACCUUUCAGUCUCUUCUCUUUCUCAGCCUUGCGGAAAUUCGGUUCCACUGCGAUUGCAAUCUUGAGAGCUUCCUAACAUGGCUGAACGUGACCAAUAUAACCUUCCUGAGUCCAGUUGAGGACUACAGAUGUGAGUUUCCAGCAUUUCUUCACAACCUCCCUCUGCUGGAGUACUUCACUAUCGUUGAGCCAUGUGAAGAAGAUGAUGAGAGAGCUGUCCAAGAUCUUAAGUUUGCUCUAUUCAUCUUCUCUGCCUUCCUUGUAAUCAGCGUCAUCCUCAGUGGGCUUAUUUAUGCCCGUUUGCGUGGGCACAUAUUCAUUAUCUACAAAAAGGUAAUUGGCCGAGUUCUUGAGGGUCCAAAACCCCCCCCUCCUGAGGAGGAGGUACAGUAUGAUGUCUUCCUCUGCUUUAGCAACAAUGACUACGAGUGGGUGGAAGCUGCUUUGCUGAAGAAGUUUGAUAAAGAGUUUUCAGAGAACAACAUCCUGCGCUGUUGUUUUGAGGCCAGAGACUUCAUUCCAGGUGUUGAUCACCUUUCCAACAACAGAGAUGCCAUCUGGGGCAGCAGGAAGACCGUGUGCAUCGUCUCCAAGGAGUUUCUGAAAGACGGCUGGUGCCUGGAGGUGUUCACUUUGGCCCAGGGGCGGAUGCUGGAAGAACUGACAAACGUCUUAAUUAUGUUGGUGGUAGGGGAGGUGGCUCACUACCAGCUGAUGAAAUGCAACGCAGUCAGAGCUUUCGUCGAAAGGAGAGACUAUCUCAUCUGGCCAAACGACCCUCAGGACCUGGAGUGGUUUUAUGAGCGUCUCAUCUCACAGAUACUCAAAAACUCCAAGGUGAAAAAUCCUGCUGAGGACAAACCAGAGCCUGAUAUCCAACCUCAGAAUGAAGACGGGAUCCAGCUUGAGAACAUCGGGGCAAUUGCCAUGUGAACUCCUAUUGUAUAUUAAGGAAACCCAACUUAAGCAAAGACAACCUGCUGAUAACUAACAUCCACUGCAAUGAAUUGUUACAAGCUAUGAUCACAAGUAAGCAAGCAAGUUCUCCCUUGAACACCUUUCUGAUAAACUAGGUCUUCUUGUGUCAAUCUUCUACAAAACUGGCGCCUGACGGCAGGUCGUGCGUGGACUUCAAUGAUUGCAAGGACGAAAGGCAGAGUCCCGGUGAGAACUUCAUGUGUGUCAACAUUCCUGGCGGGUUUCAGUGCGCCUGCAAGGAUGGAUACAAGUUGAUCAGCGACCUGUGCGUCGACGUGGACGAGUGCGUAUCUGCCCCAUGCGAGCACCAAUGUGACAACUCACCUGGUAGUUACAAUUGCUCUUGUUAUGAUGGUUAUAAAGAGGAUCCAGAUUCCCCUGAUAAGUGUAAACUCCACUGUGGUUUGGAGGAAUGCCUCGCGAUAUGCGACCCAAAUAAUAAGUUUGAAUGCUACUGCCCUAAAGGCUACAUAGCAGAGGAAAGAGUGGACCAUACAGUUUGCAUAGAUAUGGAUGAAUGCUCUUUCUUUACUUGUGACCAAGGCUGUAAAAACACAUUCGGCAGCUAUGUGUGCACUUCCACUUGAGAAAGGAUAUGAUGUUGAGAAAAUUAAUUAAGAAUCCUCUGAAUUAUAAAGAAAAGAUUUCCUUAAAUGCAUCAUAUUUCAUUCUUGAUUCCUCAAAUCAUGGUAUGCAUUGUAUGAGGCUACAUACAUUUUCGUGGAAAAACAAGUCCUGUCUGUAAUGUUUUAAUACUAUUUAUAUAUAUAUGCCUUUAUUUAAACUUGAAGAAAUACUGUAAUUGAGGGGUGACCCUCAUUUAAAAUGAUGUUUAAAAUUAAUCAUAAUUUAAAAAUGAAUUAAAACAUAAUAAUAAUUUAAAAAAUUUAAACACCAUUGGCCCUUUUUUAUUUGUUUUUUGUUUUUGUUUCCAUGUGGUUUAGUCAAAUUUAAAUGGGUUAAAAUGCAAAAUUAAACAUAUUUAACUUGCA